This is a messenger RNA of Mangifera indica (mango), 1006 nucleotides long. Its product is annotated as ubiquinone biosynthesis protein COQ4 homolog, mitochondrial. Gene Ontology annotation, cellular component: mitochondrial inner membrane. The coding region runs from base 159 to 848 and encodes 229 amino acids. The record is from RefSeq and is a predicted model, not a curated record. The transcript has 3 exons. Gene Ontology annotation, biological process: ubiquinone biosynthetic process. NCBI's taxonomy places the organism in Eukaryota, Viridiplantae, Streptophyta, Magnoliopsida, Sapindales, Anacardiaceae.
CUAUGCCAUUACACCGUCUAAUAUUUCCUAACAGCAACUGUCUCAGGCCCAGUCGAACUCCAGCAUCGGCAUUUUUAUUUCUUGCGUAGGUGCUUCUGAAAAUCUUCACACUGCUUAGGUUCGCUCAAAGAUUUUAGUUGAAGGUAGUCAAUAAUAGUAUGAUCGAAGGUGGGCGAGUCCGGCUGAACCGUUGGCAACAGGCGGCAGUUGCGGUUGGUUCCGCAGUUGGUGCAUUGUUGGACCCACGAAGGGCGGAUCUAAUAGCAGCUCUUGGUGAGACCACUGGGAAGCCUGCUUUUGAGAGGGUUCUUCAAAGAAUGAAGACAAGCCCAGAAGGCAGGGCAAUACUCUUGGAGCGACCGCGAGUUAUAUCUGCAGAAGUUGGGCAUGCAUGGGAUCUACCACCAAACACAUUUGGUGCUGCCUAUGCAAGAUUCAUGGGAUCCAGGAACUUUUCUCCAGAUGAUCGUCCACCAGUGCGGUUCAUGGACACAGAUGAACUAGCUUAUGUGGCUAUGCGAGCUCGUGAGGUGCAUGAUUUUUGGCACACCCUUUUCGACCUUCCAACUAACUUGAUUGGUGAGUCUGCCCUCAAAGUAAUAGAGUUCGAGCAAAUGUACCUUCCCAUGUGUAUGCUUUCAGUCAUAGGAGGCACUGCAAGAUUUAACGAGAAGCAAAGGACACUGUUCUUCCAACACUACUUCCCAUGGGCCAUCCGAGCUGGUAUGCAGUGCACAGAUCUCAUAUGUAUAUAUUAUGAGCGGCAUUUUCAUGAGGAUUUGGAGGAUGUUCGGAGGAAGUGGGGGAUAACCCCUGCUCCAGCUGCUCCGACAAAGAAUGGAGCAUGAGAAGUUAGGUGAACAGAUACCUUGCCGGAUCUUAGACUUGUUUGAUUGUCAAAAUACUUUUGUUCCUUCAGGAAAAAGCAGUUUUGAGUUUACAAACUACUAGAAUAAAUGUAUACUUAUGAACAAUGAAGCUCUGAAUGAAACAUUUAUUAUCCGAA